AUGGAAGAAUUUAACUGGCGUGAGGAGCAGAGCGUAAAUAUAACAAGUGACUUGAGUAGUUUCGAAGAAGAAAAAACCGAAGCUGGCGAUGGGGACGCAUCGGCAACCACAUUAACCCAAGAAUUAUCUCCGAAUAAUUCUGUGUUGGGAGGAGUGAAUACACCAACACAGUCAAACUUGCCUAACUCAGUGCCGUCUUCUGGUCGUCUGUCUCUCUCGCAACCUCAAUUACCAACAUGUCUACUGGCAAUAUAUGCAGUUCUUCGGGCAAAGCCACCUCGGCCUAAUAGAGUUCCACUUUCACAGACCCUAGAAGAGAAUAAGAAUCUCAAAGAGGAGAUUGCUGUGUUGAAGAGUAAACUUAACGUUGAACAGUACAAAGUGGCAGAACUGACAUCUCUCCAGCCACGUGAAGUCCAGGACAUCCUUGAAGAGUACUAUUCUCUACAAAUGUCUAAGUUUGAUCUGGAAGGAGAGCGCAGACAGAUGGCGGAAGAAAGGAAUCAAUUCAAGCUCGAAUUGGACAACAUUGAGGUUCAAGCCAAAACGAAGAUCGAUAUGCUGGAAAGACAAUUACACGAAUCUGAGAGGAAUAGUCGAAUCGUAAUUGAGCAAGUGUGUAAUACAAGGGAAAUUAAAGCAGUCGCUUGCAAAACUUUUCACGUAACGUUUCAGUAUAAAGAACAAAUCAAAGCGUUAGAAGCGGAGAUCGCCAAGUGGGAAGAGCUGCCGACUAGUAUCGAUGGUUUGAAGGGCGAUGAUAGUGACUGGACCAUACGUUCGGAAGGCGAUAUGUGA
Ostertagia ostertagi is the source of this 798-nucleotide messenger RNA. The record is from the annotation of a GenBank genome assembly. Lineage: Eukaryota; Metazoa; Nematoda; Chromadorea; Rhabditida; Trichostrongylidae.